Molecule: messenger RNA, 3258 nt
Organism: Rhopilema esculentum
Lineage: Eukaryota; Metazoa; Cnidaria; Scyphozoa; Rhizostomeae; Rhizostomatidae
Source: RefSeq, a predicted model, not a curated record
AGCAUGGUAUUUUAUGAAGCCCAGUGGGGGUAAGUAGUCCCAUUUUAGCCACGUCAUUGCUGCCAUAAUGGUGAACUAGCAGGUAUAGGUAACCCAUCAAUAUUUAAUGCCUAUAAGAACACCACGUGCUGAAAGACAGCAAAGCAAAUUUGAAGGAACUGGGUAUUUUGUGAUGCAUAUUUCUAUUAAUAACACAAGUAAUUCGACAAACUUCGCAAAAACAGAAAUAGAAGACAUGUAUACACAGAUAAUUUUGGGUUUUUGCUCGCUCUAUUUUGCGCCGUUAUUAUGAAUAUUCGAAAAAUCGAAUGAAAAGCCACCAUACGCUCGAAUAAAGACGACACAACACAAUAAACUGCUGUUUCGACUCGAAACUUGAUAGAAACUGUCGACUGGAGCCUAAAGCAACUUUUAUGGAUCAGGUUAUGCUGCUUUAUUCAACAAACAAGGAAGUUUUGAGUUUGAAAUAUUUCAAUUUGCAUCGAUCCGUCAGAGGCUAUUGCAAGAUCAAUGACAUUGGAAAAGGUCUUUAACUUCUACUCGAGGAAAUAAAAUUUGCAGUUUCUUUGCACUGUAUUGUUAUAAGAAUAUUCGCAUUUAACACUGUAGAAAUACCUCGCUUGUUGGUAUUGGAGCAAGUUUUGACAACAAUGAGCUAUAUGGCAGAGGGAGAAUGUGAAGAUUGCGGAGACACAGUGGAGGAGUACGAGCUUAGCCAAUGCCAGUUGGGAUUCUGUGGUUCAUUUUUGUGUUCCCGUUGCACGAACUUUUGCAGUUCUUGUGCCAAUGCGUAUCGAGAAACACCAGAACAAGUGAUGAAGUUCUGUGGACCAUGCAGUGACAGCGUCAUUCCAGUUUGUCUCAGCUGCAAAGACCGACUCUGUGGAAGGUGCACCAAGUUUCGAAAGUGCAUACAAUGUUUUAAAUUCGUAUGCUCUAUGUGUACGCUGCAAGAAGAACAUCAGAUACUGUCGAAAGGAAGAUGCAAUUCCUGCACAGGGGUUCGUGUGAAAUGCUUGCAGCUUCUUUGCAGGGACGCUAUACGAAGGGACAUUGCAUGCAAGGUUUCAGACUACAGUGUAACUGCAGCAGCAAAUGGUCCAACUGCUUUUAUAAACGAAGAAAUUAAAAAGCUGGACGUGCCUAGAAUAAUACUGAAUUUGCUUACGGUUGAGCCUGAAUGCUAACUCAGACAGGCCCGUAGCAGAGGGGGUCAGGGGGCAAUGCCCCCCAAUAAUUUGCGAAAGUUGUGUUUGGAGAUCUUAUUAGCGUGGCUUAAUCUGACAUCACUAUAUACUGGAUAUCCAUGUCUCCCUCCCCCCAAUCCAGUUUAGCUGUCUACGGGCCUGAACUUAGCAUUGCUGUUAGCUAAAACAAUUACUAGACAUGGAAUAUCAGCAAAUUUCAAUAAAAAUGCCCUCGACAUUACAAAGUUAGUAAGGACCAAAUCAAAAUGUUUCCAAGAAGGAAAACAAUGGCAGCCCUCCCCCUCCUAAUAUAAAUUUCUUUCCGACGGCCCUGGUAAUAGCAAGAAGUUUGAAAUAAGUAGGGUUCAUGAUAGCGAGAUUGCACUGGUGAGGUUGUAGCUCUGUUUACCACUGGGAUAUGUGAUAAUGGGUAGGACAAAAUGACCUAAAAAGACCACAAAGAAGUUUUUAUUUACUGAAGUGCUCAUUUGGAAACAUUCAUUUUAUUUACUGAAGUGCUGUGGACCAUACAUUGAUAGAAAUAAGGAGGAAAUAAACCCCAUCCCUUUCAUAGCAAUUCCUUUAGCCCAGCAUUAAACAUAAAGUUGCAGUAAUAACAAGGGUUAGUAAAUAAGAGUAUAUUCUGACAAGGGUCUUUAUUGAGACUGAAUUAAAGCUUGAGUUUUGGCUGAAGCACAUGAGUGAUUUAUGUAAGGGUCCGGAAAGACAAUUCUUUAUGACUUCUUUGUAGAGGGGCAGAGGGGGCAAGAAGUACCCUUGAAUAAUUAUAGAAUCUUAUCGAUAAUUGUUAGUUUUCAUUAGAAAAUAUUAAAAAGAUGAUAACACAAGCAAAAAAACGCUAUAGUUGAAAAGUUUGUCUAUGACAAGGUGGGCCACAAGAGGGAGAGCGGCAAAGAUAAUAGUAGAUAAACAAAAUACCUGUUCCCUCAGAUGUAAUCUAGAAGCCAAAGGAGGAAAAUCGGUAAUAAAACUUAGCGGCCAAUUAAAAUUUUACAACCAGCCCAGUUAUAACAGCCAUGAUUUUUAUAAAACCAAAUAUUUUGAAUAGUGACAAGACCAUUUAAAACCCAUUUUUACGUUAGAUAAUUUCGUCAACUUAUUCCUCUAUGUUUAGAAUCAUUGAUGGUAAAGAAUUCAGCUGUAUGGGUGGCACAUCCAUGUUAAUAAUUUAUUAUGUGACCCCCCCCCCCACCCAACCAGGAAUACUCGAUUAUGCUAGUAGAAAAAUUCUACGGUUUGCCCUCAGCACCAACACUGCCCCUUCUGUCUUAAUCUUGUGAAGUCGUCCCUGUAUGUGUUUGAUACAAAUUAUAAAAUCAGGCUGCAGUUAUCAUAUUUAAAAAAAAUUCCAAUGGAAAAGUACAGUCUUAACUGUAACCAAACUGUUUGGAGCCUAUCCGAAGUUAACAAAGCAAUUGAUAAGAGGGACCAUUCAUCUUUUUCUGUGGAAUGGUUCUAAUGCCCCUCACGAUAACGCUAACUCAAAAAAGAAGGCCCAACUAGCCAACCUGCUCCUAUAAGCAAAACUGACGAAGUGUUGUGGAAGUCCCUUUCCAAUAGAAACAGGUACAUUUCAGUACUUAAUGCACUUUUGGACAAACAUGAAACAUGAGCUUGCCUGGGAAGUAAAUGUAUUAAGCACAAUAGUAAUAACUUGAAGCGAUUCACUCUGGAUUCAAUGUGCUUGCUUCCCCGGCCAUUCCUAGUAGUUCUAGCACAGGCCUGGCCAACUUACAGCCCGCGGGCUACAUCUGGCACUUCAGAUGGCCCGCAUAAGUGUGUUUUGUAAUUUCUGAUUUAAAAAUGCCUUUUCAGGAGUACUUUUUCACUUGACCUAUAUACUUUCAUAUAUUCAUUAAAAUAUUGACGUUAUAUCUAUAUUUUUCUUGUAACCAGUAACAGCUGAAAUAAAAUAUAACUUAUUGCUCUUUACAUUAGGAGAAAAUUAGAAUUGCUCGGAAUUAGAGUUGGUUCAGCCCUGUUCUAGCAUACAAGCCACAACCUGACAAUUUGCGUACUACGAACAAGUCACCCACGAGAUAAACACAGG